AACCAGCUGGCAGAUUUGGCCAGCCUCCAGCAGACACCCUAUUAUUACUAGGUGGAUGAAACAAGCUGAUUGACGCGAUGGAGAUGCUAAAUAAACUGAAGAGUACUGUUGGAGGGUUGAUUGGGAACCCUGUGAUGAGGGAGUAUGAGAUCAUCAGACAUGUAGGGAGCGGAGGACCGGGCUGUCUGUGGAAGAUAUAUCAUGCUGUCAAGAGGUCUACCAAGCAGGAAGCUGGUGUAUUUGUAUUUGAAAAGAAGCUCUUGGAAAGAUUUGCCAAGCGAGAUCGGGAUCCACUGUUAGAGAUCUUACGGAAGGGUUCCACCCAGCUGACAAGGCUACGCCAUCCCUGUGUGCUCACUGUUCAACAUCCACUGGAAGAAACAAGAGAAAGCCUUGCAUUUGCCACAGAGCCUGUCUUUGCAAGCCUAGCCAACAUAUUAGGUUGCCAUGACAACAUGCCUUCGCCCAUCCCUCCGUACAUUGGAGAACACAAGCUGUUUGAAGUCGAGAUUAAAUAUGGACUCCUACAGUUAACUGACGCCUUGAAGUUUCUACACAACGAUGUGCAUAUGGUCCAUGGUAAUAUCACCCCAGCAAGCAUCAUCCUCAACAGCAAUGGAGCUUGGAAGCUAGCAGGAUUCGACUUUGUCAUUCCAUCCUCAUCACCACCUGAUCAACCAGCUAUUUUUCCUUUACGAGAGCUUAUGAAUGACGUCUCGGCUGUUCUUCAACCCAACCUGAACUACUUGGCUCCGGAAUACCUGCUAACACAAAGCUGUGAUAUGUCCAGUGACUUGUUCAGUCUUGGAAUGCUGAUGUACUCCGUUAUUAACACCGGCAAACUCUUCCACGAUUGCAACGAGAAUCUGUCCACUUUUAAACAGAAAUCAGAACAGCUGCGUAGUCUGAGUAUAUCGUUAUUAUCCAGUCUCCCCGAUGGUUUGAAGGAAUACGUCAAGAUGUUACUAAGUACCACACCUACAAUCAGACCGGAUGCUGAUCAACUUGGCAAGAUCCCAUACUUUGAUGAUGUUGGUGCUAUGACCCUGCAGUAUGUAGACUCGUUGUUUCAACAAGACAAUCAACAGAAAGCUCAAUUCUUCAAAGGUCUUCCUAAAGUCAUCUCCAAACUGCCCAAGAGAGUUGUACAGCAGAGGGUUCUACCGUGCUUGUGUAAGGAGUUCAUGAACCCGGACAUGGUGCCCUUCGUGCUCCCCAACGUCCUUCUCAUCGCAGAGCAGUGCACGGAUCAGGAGUAUGUCAAGCUUGUCUUACCAAGCCUCAAGAACGUCUUUAAGAUGCAAGAACCUGUUCAGAUUUUACUCAUCUUCAUGCAACGAAUGAACCUCCUUCUGACGAAGACGCCGUCUGAAGACAUCAAGAAUCAUGUUCUACCCAUGGUUUACAGAGCUCUAGAGUCGACCUCGGCUCAGAUACAGGAGCUGUGCCUAAACAUUCUGCCUUCGUUUGCCGGGAUGAUAGAGUACAACUCCAUCAAACAUUCCAUUGUCCCCAGACUGAAGAAAAUUUGUUUGGAAACCUCCCGCCUGUCGGUUCGUGUAGGAUGCCUGGUGAGUCUAGGAAAGAUGCUUGAGCACAUGGACAAAUGGUUUGUUCUAGAUGAAAUACUACCGCUCCUCAUGCAGAUACCAUCCAGAGAACCUGCUGUUCUUAUGGGCAUCUUAGGUAUUAUCAAGAUAUCUAUGAAUCAUAAGAAGCUGGGUAUCACCAAAGACAUUGCAGCCACCAAGGUUCUUCCUUUCCUCUUCCCUCUCUCCAUUGAUAAUAACCUCAACCUGCAUCAGGUAAGACCUUGGAAGGUUCUUCCUUUCCUCUUCCCUCUCUCCAUUGAUAAUAACCUCAACCUCCAUCAGUUCAAUGCGUACAUGUCAGUGAUAAGUGGUCUCAUCAAACUGGUAGAGAAGGAACAGAGAGUCAAGCUGGAACAACUUAAUGCUUUGCAAGAAGAACAAAAGACAUCUGUUGAGUUUGCCCAGAAGCUGCAAGCCAGUGGUGGGAAUGAGGAUGUUCCAUUGUCAUCAAGAGGGGAGAGCAACAAUACUGGAGGGACUGGGGUGGACCAGAUGUUUGAGACGUUUGGAUUGGACGGCCAUACCAGUCAAAAUGGGAAGAAUUUGUCUGGUCAGAAGCAGUCCUCUUCCAGCUCCAAGGGCCAAGCAAGUAGCACAGGAUCCUCCACCAAGGCACCAGAGCCCGCCCCAGUGCGCCCCUCACAGGUGUCCCUGAGCCUGGAGGAGAAACAACGUCUUCAGAAGGAGCAGGAGUUUCAGCAGCGGUUGAAGACCCAGAAGGUGAUCCAGCCUGUAGAGACAAACAAGCAGCCCUCAAGGUCUGCUGUCAAAGACCUGUCAGGAUCACUCGCCAUGGAGUCUGGAAGUGGCAUCAAGGGCAGGAUUGCAGGAAUGGACAGUGUUUGUACGAGGACAGGUGGUGGUGGUGGUGGUGGUGGUGGUGGUGGUGGUCUAAUGUCCAGUGGAAUCGGCAGCAUGAAUGGUUCACCGUAUCAUCCACCACCAAGUGCAACGUCUUCAGGGAGUAUCCUCGGAGCAGGAGGAAUGGGUGUUUUGAAUGCUUCCUUGCUCUCUCAGCCGGUCAAUAACAUGUCGCAGAUGCCUCCUCAAAUGAACAAAACCCAAGCGAAAAAGAACCUCGACAUGUCCACCUUUGAUUCUCUCCUAGCUCCGUCUCAGUCCCAGAAAUCUCACAGAACACUCAGUCAAAUGUCUUCAGCUAACACAGCACCUGCCACUAACCCUCACACAGGACAAAGCUCAUCGCAAGGGUUUGUCCAAAGACCACCAGGUAGCAUGGGCCAGGCCGCAUAUGGAGGUGCGGGUCAAGGGUCGCAGGGCAGCAUGGGUCAGGGGUCAUUUGGAGGUGCGGGUCAAGGGUCGCAGGGCGGCAUGGGUCAGGGGUCAUUUGGAAAUAUUGGUCAAGGACAGGGUGCAUUCGGACAGGCAGGCAUGAUGGGUAAUUAUAGUGGAGGAAGUCAGGGCUUAGGUCAAAUGUCGUGGCAGGCGUCGGCCAUGCAGAAGCAGCAACAGACUCCAGGGGCACAGCAUACAGGAGUAGGAAUGGGUACAGGCUUCGAUCCAUUUUCCAGCACAGCUGCAUCAAGCCAGCAGAAACAGAAGACAGUAGGAGGUGAUAACCUGCUGGAUUUUCUGGGGUGAAUCAUGUGGAAACGUCUUAAUAAUAAUAUUUCUUGCAGCACGUUUAGGAACACUUUUUCAGCUUGCUUCUAUGACACAUCCAGUGACAACAAUUUUUCAUGCAAGACUGACAUGAAAUCAUGCAGAGGUAAUGAAUGAAGCAAGAUCUACAUGCAUGUACAGGAAGUAUUGAGGAUUGAAUGUCCAAGUGCACUUGUUUAGGCAAACUUCAACAUUUGCUGUUAACAAAGCAUGUAGUGAAGGUUAAAAAUGAAGUGGGAUAUGUGCAAUAGACCGGUUUACUCACAUAUUCAAAUUGUAUGCAUACUUUCGAAACAAAGGUUGUUCUUGACUACAUGAAGCUUGUCUGGGGUUUACCCAAUAUAGCAACAAGUGAUGAAUGCAGACUAGAUUCCAAGUAGUGUACAGGGUAGUUCUUCAUCAAUUUAAUUGAAUAACUCGUCUCUAGGUCCCCGGGAAUGAAACACCCAUCAAGUUGAAUAUUUAAAGGCCCACUGCACUACUUGUAGCUACUUGCGCCCUCUAUAUAACAAACAAUGCCUAAUCGGUGA
Messenger RNA from Strongylocentrotus purpuratus (purple sea urchin), 3745 nucleotides. Its product is annotated as SCY1-like protein 2. The coding region runs from base 78 to 3194 and encodes 1038 amino acids. Gene Ontology annotation, molecular function: protein kinase activity; ATP binding. The transcript has 16 exons. The record is from RefSeq and is a predicted model, not a curated record. Gene Ontology annotation, biological process: protein phosphorylation. Lineage: Eukaryota; Metazoa; Echinodermata; Echinoidea; Camarodonta; Strongylocentrotidae.